AUGGCCACCACAGAGCCCUCUCACGGCGACGCGCCGUACUUGCGCCAGGCGACGAAGCCGCGGCUGGCGGGCAACACGACGUCGUACAGGGAGCUGCUGGCGAGCGGCGACGCGAACCUCAUGGCGGCGCUCGAGCUGUUCGACAGGGACGGCGACGGCAAGAUCGACACGUCGGAGCUGAUUCAGGCGCACCAGGCCUAUGAGCGCGUGCGGGCAGAGAAGGCGUUGAUCCGCAAGGUCCUGAUCGCGGCGGUGGUUUUGUGCCUGUUCCUGGUCGGCGCGACGGUGGGCCUGACGGCGGUGCUGAUCGUCGUGACGAAGGAGUCCAAGGUGGACUCGAGCGGGCUGCUGCUCUCCGCCGACGGGUCCGACACACCCGUGCGCACGGCGAACCGCCGCGGAACCGUGAGCGUGGUGAGCUCUCUCGAGGCCAGCGCCUCGCGGCGGGCCCUGCAGGGCGCCCCCCCGCAGGUGGCCGAGGCGAGCUGCGCUCAAGCGUCGACAUGGUUCCAGAACAUCGCCAAGGAAGGCUUCGACGCGGACAUCAAGAUCGUCAUGGACCAGGAUCCCGCAGUGCGGUCCAUCUCGGCCCGUGCCACGGUCGCCGUGCCUCCGCGCACGAUCGAGGCGUACAACCAGGCCGUGCCGACGGACAAGUACCUGGUCGAUUGCGCUGGCGUGGACCUGACCGCGGACGGCGCCGUCCGCGCCGGCGCGGACUGCGCGUGUCCGAUCUUCCUCACGGCCACGAACACCGCUCUGGACUCGACCUCGGCGCAGCGGCGGCUCCUGGAGGAGGGCGGCCACGGACGGAUCGCGCUGUCCGAGGUCCGCGCGGCGGCGGCGCGGCACCUGGGCAUGUUGGGGGAGCUGACGCACUUGGGCAGCAUCCGACGCAACCAGGGCCUCGCGCUGGUCGACGGUGCGCCGCUGCACGGGUCGGCGCAGCGGAUGGUGCACGUCACGACGGACGGGGGCCGAUCGCUGGCCGAGCUUGCAGACGUGAGCGGGGGCAUGCGCUCAGGCGACGGGCGGGAUGGACGGUGUGUGCUUCGUAAUUUCGACCCUCCAAUCGACUGCUUCAGCGGCGACGCGACCCUCGCGACCGAGCGCGGCCUCGCCGUCCGCAUCGGCGACGUGCGCGUGGGCGACCGCGUCGCCGUCCGCGCUCCCGGCGGCGACGUGGCGCACUCGCCCGUCGUCGCCGUGUUGCACAACGAGCCGCGCGCCGUCCGGGUCAUGGUCACCGUGCGGACCGCCACCAAGGUCCUGAGCGCCACGCCCAGCCACUACAUCUACGUGCGCUGCGAGGCCUGCGCUGGCGGGCUCGAGCGCGUGCGCUUCGACGAGGUGCGCGCGGGCAUGCAUGAGGUCGCGACGGUGCAGGGCGGCGGCAAGACGUCGGGCUGGGAGGCGGUGACGUCUGUGGAGGUGGAGCGCAAGCUGGGCCUGCACGUGGUGCACACGGCGUCGGGCUGGCCGCUGCUCGUGGGCGGCGUGGCGGCGAGCGAGCUCAGCGACAACGGGCUCGAGGUGCUGUGGGUGGCCGUGCACCCGCUGGUGACGCUGCUGGCGCGCCUAUGGCCUUCGGGUGUGCAGAUGUUGUGCGACGCGCUGCUGGUGGUCGCGCACGGAGCGAGCGGCGAGACGGAGGGCUGGGCCGGGAGCACGACGAGCAGGGCGCUGUGGUGGCUGCUGCGUGCGUCGUCGCGCGCCCUGGGCGGGGGCAAGGCGUGA
Messenger RNA from Pedinophyceae sp. YPF-701, 1737 nucleotides. The record is from the annotation of a GenBank genome assembly. NCBI's taxonomy places the organism in Eukaryota, Viridiplantae, Chlorophyta, Pedinophyceae.